Messenger RNA from Wallemia ichthyophaga EXF-994, 852 nucleotides. Its product is annotated as Putative glutamine amidotransferase-like protein C13C5.04. NCBI's taxonomy places the organism in Eukaryota, Fungi, Basidiomycota, Wallemiomycetes, Wallemiales, Wallemiaceae. The record is from RefSeq and is a predicted model, not a curated record. The transcript has 4 exons. Gene Ontology annotation, cellular component: nucleus; cytosol. The coding region runs from base 1 to 852 and encodes 283 amino acids.
AUGCCACAAAGAACUCUCAAGAUUUGUUUCCUGAAGGCAGAUACACUACCUUACGAAGCGAUAAAGCAUCAUGGAGAGUACGAAGAAGUAUUGUCACAACUUAUUAAACCACUCUGCCAAAGCUCUUCUAGCGAUAUUGACCUACAAAUAUCGAAAUACGACGUAAUAGAGAGGCAGUAUCCUAAAGACAUUCACACUUACGACGCAAUCAUCAUUUCUGGUUCAUUUGCCGAUAGUAGCAUUGAUGAUAAGAUGUGGGUUCUCCGUCUUUGUGGCUUCUUGAUCAUGUUGCACGAUGAAUAUCCCCAUAUUCGCCAAAUAGGUAUCUGUUUCGGCAUGCAAAUUCUCGCCCGCGCUUUCGGUCCUAGCAAGAUAAUCGCCAAUACUAAAGGCUGGGAAGUAGGUUCCACAGAGUUGAAGCUCACGGAAGGUGGAAAGGAGCUCCUCAAUCCAGAUGAAAAAGAUGAGAACAGAAAGGAUGUCAUCAGAUUGCAGCAAAUUCAUCAGGAUUGCGUUGCAGAGAUGCCCAGUCAGUUUGAGUUGCUCGCUAGCUCCGAAAUCACGCGCAUUCAAGCUUUAGCCAAGUAUUACGACGAUGGUAAGGCUAGAGGGUUCACAAACGCCCCAGAUGUAGUACCAGGUGGCAAACACGGUCAGGUGCAGAUUAUUGGUCUACAAGGCCAUCCUGAAUGGUCCAGUGGCAUCAUUUUGUCGCUCAUCAAGGAAUACGAACGUGAAGGUAUCUUCUCGUCAGAGUAUGCGGCCAAAGUUAGUGAAAUCGCUCAACAACCAACUGAUGCUAUGCAUGUUGGUAGAUCAAUCAUGAAAGUGUUGGGUGUGGAUACAAAGUGA